Messenger RNA from Bicyclus anynana (squinting bush brown), 1155 nucleotides. Its product is annotated as serine/threonine-protein phosphatase alpha-2 isoform. Bases 169 to 1155 code for a protein of 328 amino acids. The record is from RefSeq and is a predicted model, not a curated record. The transcript is spliced from 7 exons. Gene Ontology annotation, cellular component: nucleus; cytoplasm. Gene Ontology annotation, molecular function: protein serine/threonine phosphatase activity. Lineage: Eukaryota; Metazoa; Arthropoda; Insecta; Lepidoptera; Nymphalidae.
GUUUCUCAGCUCUUGUUUGUGUGUGUGAGUGAUGUUUCUCCGCCAUUAAAAUUUCUGAGCCGAGAAUUGAAAUAGGUUUCAAUUUUUCUAUAUCGGCGAAAAUCUUAAACAUCCCCCUUUCAUUACUUGUAAUAUUUAGCCAUAUUUCGUGCACAAACAGUUUAUCCGAUGGCUGACAGAGACACAGAUGAGUUAAACAUCGAUAAUGUAAUAAAAAAAUUAUUAAAAGUACGAGGCGAGAAGCCUGGUAUGAAUGUACAGUUAACGGAAAUCGAGAUUAAAGGGCUAUGCUUGAAAUCACGAGAAAUAUUCCUUUCACAACCGAUAUUACUUGAAUUGGAGGCACCGUUAAAAAUAUGCGGUGACAUCCACGGCCAGUACUAUGACCUGUUAAGGCUGUUUGAAUACGGCGGCUUCCCACCAGAGUCCAAUUAUUUGUUCCUCGGAGACUAUGUUGAUCGUGGGAAACAGUCUUUAGAAACCAUAUGCUUACUACUGGCAUAUAAGAUUAAGUAUCCAGAGAACUUCUUCUUACUACGAGGGAAUCAUGAGUGUGCUAGCAUUAAUAGGAUUUAUGGGUUCUAUGACGAAUGCAAAAGGAGGUACAACAUCAAACUAUGGAAAACAUUCACGGACUGCUUCAACUGCUUACCAGUGGCUGCGAUAGUUGACGAGAAAAUCUUCUGCUGCCACGGCGGUCUGUCGCCCGACCUGCAGGCCAUGGAGCAGAUCCGGCGGAUCAUGCGGCCGACCGACGUGCCCGACCAGGGGCUGCUGUGCGACCUGCUGUGGUCGGACCCCGACAAGGACACGGCCGGCUGGGGCGAGAACGAUCGUGGGGUCAGCUUUACGUUCGGCGCUGAGGUGGUGGGCAAGUUCUUAUCGAAGCACGAGUUCGACCUGAUCUGCCGCGCGCACCAGGUGGUGGAGGACGGCUACGAGUUCUUCGCCAAGCGCCAGCUCGUGACGCUCUUCUCCGCGCCCAACUACUGCGGCGAGUUCGACAACGCGGGUGCGCUGAUGUCAGUGGACGAGACGCUCAUGUGCUCGUUCCAGAUUCUGAAGCCGGCGGACAAACGCAAGCUGUACUCCGGCCUCAACAUGGGCCGCCCCAACACGCCGCCGCGCGCGCAGCCUAAGAACAAAAAGAAGUGA